AAGACCCUGCCUCUAAACAAGAAGUCUUACGUAUUUUACCAGAUGCAGAGUGUUGCGUAAUUGGUAGUGGCUCGAGCAGACAUGUUUAUUCCUCUGCUGUAGCUUGCGUGUAGAUUCCUUAUGACGUCUCGGCUGUUGGCAUGUAAUCAGAUAUGUGCUGUGUGUGCUAAAGAACCCCAGUUCACGGCGCAGUGAAGAUCAAGCAACAUGAAGGAGCGCAAUGGAGUUUCAGUUCAACUUAAAGUUCUGCUACUAGCCCAAUGUCUUCUGCUUCUACUGUGUUCUGCAGGCUUGGUCUACUUACUGCUACAAAACCAGCAGAUGAGUGAAGACAUGGCCAAACUGGACGUGCAGGUGCAAGAAUUGUCCCAGAAAGUUUGGACAGGGGUUGUAACCUUGGAUCCAAAAGAGGCAGAAAAACUUAAAAAGGUCCAACGUAGCAGGAGAAGCCAACAUGGAGAACCACCACCCAUCACUGAUAAGGAUGAGGAGAUGUUGAUGCUGGUCACCUACUCCACUGUACCAAUCAAAGCUUUCAUUGAGCUUUGUAACAACUCUAAAGGAAUGUGCUUAACUGGACCACCAGGACCACCAGGUAUUCCUGGUAGGGCAGGUUCCAGGGGAUCCCAGGGUCCCACUGGGCCAGAAGGGAGAAGAGGAAGACGGGGCCCUCCUGGUGAAAAAGGUGAACCUGGCCCUAAAGGGGACCCUGGGCCACUCAGAAUCCUGAAAGGAGAAACUUUUGAGGACAUUUUCAUUGAAGGUCCUUCUGGUCCACCUGGUCCACCUGGCCCACCUGGACCUCCUGGACCUCGUGGUCCGGCCUGUUAUAAAACGACUAUAAAAUCUCCCACUGGACAAACUUGUCAAUCAAAUGAGCUCUUGGAAAAACCUACAGGAACUGGUGAGAGUUUUAUUAUUAGGGCCACAGCAAGCUCAAACAGCUCAAGUAACCAGACUGAGGCUGUAACAACUGACAUAAAUGAUCAGAGAAAUCUCCACAAAGAGACCACCACUGAGGUGUUAGUUAAUAUCCUACCAGCUACAGAACCAGCUAAAAAAGGCUAUACCACUAGUGAUAAAGAGGUUAUUACAGCACCAAAAGACAUCUCAUUAACAAGGAUUCCAUCCACUCCUCCAACUCCUGAACUUGACUAUGACUCAACACAUUCUAAUCAACCAGUGUUGCAAACAACAUAUUUAUCUACUGUUAUAAAUCCUGAGAACAUGGAAUCUGUGCAGCCAUCACUGAAUCCAGUUCUAGCCUCUAAAAAUAAAAGUGUCACAGAAGAGAUCCCAGAACAUCCCACUUCACCAACAACUUUUGAAAAUCUUUUAAAGGUGGUCAAUUCUAACAACCUGUUAGACAAAAGCACUGAAUCAGUGCUUCUAUCACAUUCUCCAACUCUUGAAGCAAACACUGACUUACAAGUCACAGAAUUCUCUGGUAAAAGUAGACUAUUUGACCCUACACCCACAGCAGUUUCUCAAGAGGAUAAAGACAACAGUCAACUAUUCAAUAAAGAAAACAUCAAAAAGACACAAAACAAUAUAUCACUAGAUUCACCAUCAGUAAAUCCAACUUUACGGAACAGUGAUGAAGUUAUAACAACGCAGCCUGCAAAGCAAAGCAUCUUUCUACAAUUUUGGGAGUCCCUUUCAUCUAAACAAGAAAAUCGUAACACAUUUGCACCUAACCCCAUCACUGCCAAGGCUACAAUGAUGUCAGUGACAACUUCAACAGUUUCUUCAUAUAGCCAGAGCAAUAAGAGAGAUCAUUUUACAAAGGAUCUAAGCAAAAUAGCAGAAUCCAGUCAUCAGCCAGCAAUGGAUACCAAUCAGUCAAACCCUGGAAUAAGAGCUGAAUCGAACAAAGGAGAUAACAGUCAAACAAUGUUCAAUGAAAUGGAAAAUGUUACACAAGCUGCACAUCAGAUAUCACCAACCCCAUCUUUCGCCAAACACAUACAAUUUAAUGUCAGUGAAAAUCUAAUAGAUGCCUAUAUGAAAAGUGAAUCAUCGUCAUCACUCAGGACGGAGUGCACUGUAAAAAGCAUUACAUGUACAGAGAAGGCUUCUGAAAUGCAAACCACCUUUGGAGCUUGGAUGUUGGAUGCUUUUUUGAAAAAUAACAGUCAAUAUUGGCUUGCAGAACACUUUUCAGGUCGUAUUUUGCUUGAGUACACAAACACAUCAGCACUGCAAAAUAUAAGUGCUACAAUUAUAGACGUGCAGGGGUAUUACCAGGGCUGUGGUCAUGUGGUUUAUAAGGGCCAUUUGUAUUUCCACUUGGCUGGAACUAAGAAACUCAUAAAGUUCAACCUAAACACAAGAAAAAUGGAGAGUCUCACAAUGACAAACAGUCGAUAUAACAGCCUCAAUUAUCUCUUUCAAAACUCAAAGACCUAUUUUAAGUUUGCUGUGGAUGAAAAUGGACUGUGGGUCAUCUUUGCUCAGAACUCGGAGGACAAAAUGAUUGUUGCAAAAGUAAACCAUGAGGCGUUCACGGUGACAUCUCUCAUUGACAUAGCGUAUCCUACAUCUAAAGCAGGAAAUGCUUUUAUUGCAUGCGGAGUGGUUUAUGUUAGCGAUGAGAAAGACAGGAAGAUUUCAUAUGCAUUUGACUUAGAAAAGAAUAAAUCUGUUAAUGCAAAUUUUGAUAUAAGGGCAUCUAAUGGGAUCUUGGCCAUGAUGUCAUACUACCCUAACAUGAAGCACUUAAUUAUGUGGGACAACCGCAGUGUUAAAGUGUGCAAAGUUAAAUAUAAUGUUACUUAAAAUUGAAUAUUUAAAGCAAUUUGUUGUUGAUAGUUGCUUUUUUAUUUGGUUUUGGUGUAACAAUAAUUUAACACAAAUAUUUACCAUAUUUAAAUAAAUAAAUUGUAUUUUCUAU
Molecule: messenger RNA, 2893 nt
Organism: Periophthalmus magnuspinnatus
Lineage: Eukaryota; Metazoa; Chordata; Actinopteri; Gobiiformes; Gobiidae
Product: gliomedin-like
Exons: 24
Coding region: 208-2778 (856 amino acids)
Biological process (GO): signal transduction
Cellular component (GO): cell surface
Source: RefSeq, a predicted model, not a curated record